Naegleria lovaniensis is the source of this 843-nucleotide messenger RNA. RefSeq lists its product as uncharacterized. The coding region runs from base 1 to 843 and encodes 280 amino acids. The transcript is spliced from 2 exons. The record is from RefSeq and is a predicted model, not a curated record. Lineage: Eukaryota; Heterolobosea; Eutetramitea; Acrasida; Naegleriidae.
AUGCUCAUCCUUAAUCCCCUCGAUGGUGGCUACUCAAAUUGUUGCGAUAAAUGCAUGAGAGAUUUCUCUCAACAAGUGUCUUCUACUCAUCUCUGUCACCAUUGCAACAAGAGUUUUUGUAGUGUUCAUUCGAAUUAUCAUAUGAAAUAUUUUCCAUAUCAUUACUUGACGUUGGUGAAGAGAGAUAAUGACAAGAGUGAUUCAACAAGUAGUACUAUGGAAGAAACAGCUUCAUCCUCCUUGGAUUCGGAUUCGAGUAGUGAGGAUGAGCAACGACCCUCACGGAAAUUUGCAUUCAACGAAGAGUAUUCAAUGCUUCAUCUCCAAAUCCUCUCUCAUAAACAGCAGCAACAACGUAUUCGAUCACAAUUUGAGGAUUUAAAAGAUGAUUUGAAACGAUGGGAACAAGUGCAUUUUCGAAAAUUUUGUAAUCUUUCGGAUGAAUUUGAAGAUAUUGAAAAACAUCGAUUGGAAUUGAAAUUGGAAUCUCAACGCAUCUUUGUUUCCCUCCGUAAAGCACUCUAUGAAAGAGAGGAUGAAGUGUCUCAGAAUAUUGAUAAAAUUUGUAAUGAACAAAAAGAAAUGGUCAUGAAAAUUAGUUCACUCAAGAACAAUCUUCGAAUUAUUAUGGCAGAAAUUGAAAUGAUGAAUAGUGAUGAAAGUAAUUAUGAGAAAAUGGAAAGGAAAUUGCAACAAUUGAAUGCAACCAUUGAUUCAUUGAAAUUGCAGUGUCAAUCUCAAGUGUCGAAUGGAAUUCAAAAUUAUCAUUUGAGAUAUUUGCCAAUCCUUCAAGAAAUUGAGCAAGAUAUUCACAGAUUGUGUCAUUUACAAAAAAUUAACUAA